Molecule: messenger RNA, 3039 nt
Organism: Acyrthosiphon pisum (pea aphid)
Lineage: Eukaryota; Metazoa; Arthropoda; Insecta; Hemiptera; Aphididae
Exons: 2
Coding region: 717-2996 (759 amino acids)
Source: RefSeq, a predicted model, not a curated record
GGCGUUGCCCGUGAGUUUCGCUUAUGGUUAUGCGAACAGUAAAUUAUCAGGUAGGCAAUCUACCUGCGGUAGAUUGCGGACACAGCGAGGUGAGAGAAUAGAUUUUAGAGAAGACCCGAUAUUAUGUGUCUAGAACUUUCGUUCAGUUGUAUUUGUAUUAUCGUCUCUUACAAAGUCCUAUCUCGUGCAGUUAAAAGUUAAUAAACCUCCCCUAGAUAGUGUCAGCGUUUCACGUAGGUGUACCUAUACUUGCAUUAUAUUAUUAUUAUAGUAAAUUUUUCCAUACCGCCUACAUGUUAGAAAAUGUACGGUAAAAUAUUGUUUAGCGUAUAGUGCGUUAAUACGAUAUAACUUAUAUCUAUUAACAUUUCUUGUAUAUUAUAUUUUUAAACAUAUUUGCAUUAAAUUAAGCUCAGAAAUGGCGAUGAAGAUGACAUAUUCAUGGAUAAUAAUAUAUCGUUACCUUAACAGCAACAACACGUAUCUCAUUUUGGGCAAAAUGAGAUUUAUAUACCAAAAUAUUUGAAACCUCCUUGCGCAUAAAAUUGUUUAUUAUCAUGCACGCUAUAGAAUCAUUAGUUUCCCGCCAAAAGUGAUUUCAGUGAUAGCACGUAUCGUAAAUUCACCUGUGAUAACACGUAUUUGACCAAUUUUACACGGUGAAUGUAGAACGUCCCUCAAAAUAACUGCGUUCUACUCAAUAUUAAGGUAUUAAAAUGUCCAGAAGACGGUUGGAUACAAUUUUAAAGUUAGCUGCAUCUACCGGUCAACAAAAUGAAAAACAUAGCACUUCAAUUUCAAGAAAAUACUAUUCACCGCCAGCCAGUCCUAAAACUAAAAAUGUUCCUGUUGAUCUACCUUUAUUGACUUAUGAAGAUAUAAUUAUGAAUGCUGAUUUUGUGUUUGAAUAUACUGAUGAUAAUAUCAUUGCAGAUAUUCCAGCUGAUAUUGAAACUGUAUCAACUACUUUUCAGGUAACUAAUAUAGCUUCAACUAACCAAAUUCAACCUUGUUAUGAAAAUCCAGCAGUCUUGGAUGCUAAUAGUCCUAUUAAAAAUGUUGAAAAAAAUGAUAUGAACUUGUUAACUGACUGUUUAAUUAAUAAUGUAAAAGAUGUGACAAUGGAUAAUAAUAUAGAAAAUGAGAUUUUGGUCAAUUCAAAUGAUGAAUCAAAUAUUAACUGUGAUAAAAAAACUAAACACCGUAGUGUAAGAUCCGAAAAGGUAAAAUGGAAAAGGGAAACUACAAAGAAUAACAGAAUGAAUGGAGAAGUGUAUACUGGGUAUAAAAGAAAUGGUAAAGUAGUUGAACACAAUUUUAAAAGACCUGCUAGGGUUAUUAAAAAAUCUUGUACAUCUAAAAGAUGUGAAAAAUUAUCAAAUAGAUAUUGUAAAGAGUUUGAGGAAAGCAGAAGAUUGAAGAUUUUUGAGAAGUUUUGGAAUGCAACCUGGGAAGAAAAAAAAAUGUUUGUUAUUGGUAUGGUGUCAAAAAAUGUAGCUAAAGCAGAUACAACAGGACUUGGUAGUUUAAGCAGAAGGACAAAUACUUACAAAUAUUUUUUGGUGCAUGAUAAUUUUGAAGAACCUUUACAAGUCUGCAAACUUAUGUUUUUAAACACACUUGGUCUUAAUGAGUGGAUGUUACAUAACUGGGUAAGAAAUGCUACUCAUGGUCUACCAGGAAAAUUAUUAAGCCCAAAAAGUUUAAAACUAAAAGAAAAUGUUGGUGAUAAUAAUUUAAUUACUAAUUCACCUAAAAGAGUUGGAUUAUCAAAAAGAAUUGAUCACCUUCAGUCAUGGUUUGCUAGCUUACCAAAAAUGCCUUCUCACUAUUGCAGGCAAAAAACAAAUAGAUUGUAUCUAGAAGGACCAUUUUUUAAUAAGCAACAAGUUUUUGAAGCUUAUAAACAAAAAUGCAAUGAUGACAAUCUGGUACCAUUAAGUAUCUGCUACUUUUAUAAUUUUAUGAGAGAGAAAAAGUUAUCUAUAUUUGUUCCACGAAAAGAUCAAUGUGACUUGUGUUCUUCUUAUGAAAUGAGAAACAUAGAUGACAAUGUAAUGGCUGAACAUUUAGCAUUUAAAAAUAGAGCACGGGAAGAAAUGAAUUUAGAUAAACAACUAGCAAUAAAUGAAAACAAAUGUUAUAUGUUUACAAUGGACUGUCAAGCUGUUAAGCUAUGUCCUACUUUACAUGCUAGUGCACUAUAUUAUUCUAUGAAACUCAAAGUACACAAUAUGACCCUUUACAAUAUGGUAACAGGGCACUGCAAAAAUUAUUGGUGGCAUGAAGGGGAUGGUGACUUAGAAGCAUCAGUAUUUGUAUCAAUUGUUUUAUGUCAUUUAGAGGAGUAUUGUAUGAAGGAGAAAAAACCUAUAAUAAUUUAUUCUGAUGGUUGUGGGUACCAAAAUAGAAAUAAAAUUAUGGCUAAUGCACUCCUUCAUUUUUCUAUCAAACACCAAGUUUUUAUUGAACAAAAAUUUCUUAUUAAAGGUCAUACUCAAAUGACUUGUGAUAGUGCACAUUGCUUAAUUGAAAAAAACCUUAAAGGUAAAGAUAUUUAUUUACCUUCUGAUUUUGUCAGAAUUACAAAAGAAGCGAGAAAAUCUCCAUCUUGUUUUGAAGCAACUUUAUUAAACUAUGACUUUUUUUUAAACUACAAAUCGCAUCAAGUUUACAACUCCAUAAGACCUGGUAGAACAAAAGAAGACCCAGAAGUUAAGGACAUAAGAGCUAUUCAAUAUAAUCCUGAAAGUCAGCGCAUUUUCUAUAAAUUAAUGUUUGAUGAACCAUAUACCGUAUUGCCUUUAAGCAAAAAAUGUGAUAAAAUUAAUCCAGAUGUGCAAUAUGACAAACUGUAUAAAAAACCCAUCUCUAUAAAUUUAUCAAAAUGGCAAGAUUUACAGAAACUCAAAACUUUUUUACCACAAGAUACUCAUCCAUUUUAUGAUAAUUUAAAUCAUUCAGCUACAUACAAAUCAAGAAACAGUAAUAUUUAAUAUUUUAUUACCAAACUUUAUGAACAUUUUUCUAGUUAUUUUA